CCGAGCGAGGCGGAGGUGGGUAAUGGCGCCGGGGCUACGGGAUAUACAUCAGAAGAAACCAAAAGCCAGCUGGAAUAGUUCCUGGAUGAGAUUUUAUUCCUGUUUGCGGUUGUUUUGAGGGGGGAUACCCUUUGGAUCAGUGCGAGACAGAGAUCUCCUUGGAGGUGGCUUGUUCUUUCGGGUUUACCAUGGAAGGCCUGGGUGGUGCUGCAUGCUUGCCAGUAAGAGUGAGCCCACCGUCCUAGAACUAAAAGCGGUCUCAGGACAUCCCCACUUAUAAGGAGUUAUCAGGAUGCUUAUAGCAUUUGCAGCUGACAGAAUUAAAAUGCUCUGGUUUCAAGGAAAGAGCCUGCAGAUUGCCAAAUCCUCCUUUGGACUCUUGAGAAAUCUCUCUGCCUCUAACAGAGCUCUGCCUGUGCUGACCUUAUUCACAAAGGCCCCAUGCCCGCUGUGUGACGAAGCUAAAGAAGUUCUCCAGCCUUAUAAAGACAGGUUUAUUUUACAGGAGGUGGACAUCACACUUCCAGAAAAUUCUACUUGGUAUGAAAGGUAUAAAUUUGACAUCCCCGUCUUCCAUUUGAAUGGCCAAUUUCUGAUGAUGCAUCGAGUAAAUACCUCAAAGCUUGAAAAACAGCUUCUGAAACUUGAGCAGCAGGUGCUGGCUACAAACUGAUAUUUUUCUCAUUGAUGCAAGUACCCAGAUGAGAAGUUUACUUAUAGGCAUCUUGUGAACUAAGAAGAAUACAUUGUAGAGCGGGAGAAGCUGUAGGAACGAAGAGGUCUGUGUAUUGAGUUUAUUUUUCCCUUUUGUGACUGUGGAUGUACUUCUCAUGCACUGGACAGUGCCCUGAUUGGAAGCAGGCUCUGCAGUCCUGCUGCCGAGCAGCCCUGGAACCUAACUUUAGCGGAGUAAAUGUUCUUACACUCAUUAAAAUAGAAUGUGAAUUCUUAAUAACUGUGCCCUGAGAAAGGGAUGUUUUAAUGAACACAUCUGCAUGCAGCCUAUUUUAGUGGAAUUUAAUAACACCUGUUUAAAAUUAGUGCUCACUUUUGUUGGUGGGAAUAGAAUAAUUGUCCUAGCCAAAAAGGCUUCACUUCAGAAAGAGAAAAGAGACCUAAACCUGCAGACUGUGUAUAGCAGACUCAGGUGUUCAUGUCAUCAUGGGAUUGAUUUGUAAUGUUGAGGACUGCAUUAAGUUAUCAAUUAAGUUAAUUCAACUAAUUGUAAGAUAGUAACUUUGUCAAAUUUUUGUAUCUUGGAAAUUUUUAUUUUAAUCAUAACUGAACAUACCUAAGCAUAAGGUAUCAUUUUAUAUAAAGUAUUAAACAUGUGUUUUUGUACUCUGAUUUAUAUUUUGUCAAAUUUGGCAAACAUCUGAAUGAAUUCUCUUAAAACCAAAACUGUCUUUUUUGCUUAAAUCGCCUCCCUAUGAAGUUCUGUGAACUGUCUGUUAUGAGCCACUGGGUCUGAAGUGCUCAGUGUGAGUUGGUCUUAGAAUUAUAGAUAAUGUAGCCCACUAGCCUUAGACAUUGUCCUUUCAUUAUCCAGGAGGGAGAGUCUAAAGCUCAGGGAGUUUGAGGAACUUUUCCAUGGUCACCCAGCCACUGGGCCAGAAUCUUGACAUUUCUAAUGUUCUCUGGAUUUAUGUAGUGGUUCAGAUACAGCAAUUCCAGCUACUGUGGGUACAGCACAAAGUAAGCCCUCCAAAGUCACUAUUUAAAAAAAAAAGCCUAUAGUGGCUAGAGAGAUAGAUCAGUGAUUAAGAGCACUCAUUAGUUUAACAGAGCACCCAAGUUCAUUUCCCAGUACCCACAUCUUGGCUCACAAACAUCCAUACCCCAGCUCCAUGAGAUCCAGUAGACGCAUACAUGAAGCAUACCCAUGAAUGCAAGGAAAAUAUCCAUAUACUUGUUGAGCCUCAUGGUAGACAAACUUCUGGAAUGAUGCCGGUGUCCUCACCCUUAUAUAAUUACCUCCCCUAUGAGUGUGAGGAGAAAUGAGUUUAGUGUAGCUCUGUUAUACUAUUUGACAAAAGGAGGGGACUAUCUUGGGUGUUCCUGCUCUAAUUAAGUAAACCACUGAAUAGCUCCACAGAAGUCAAAGAGGUCAUUCCUAGCUAGCCUGAAAGGCAAGAAAAUCUCUCUGUUGUGAACUGCCAGUUUGGGGUCACAUAGCAAGAAACUGGGGGAAGGCUCUAGGAAGUAAAUAAUUCUUGAGACAACAGCCAACAGGAACAUGGACACAUUAGUCAUAACUUCAAGGAGGUAAUACCUGCCAAUAAUCAAUGAUCUCAAAGUAUCCCUAGCCCUGGGUGAGAACUGCUGCCCUAGACAGCACCUCAACCUCAGCUUAGUGAGUCUCUGAGCAGAGAGUUCAAGUACUCCAAGCCAAACCUUCAAACACUAGGGUUGGCCAUAAAGCCUGGAAUCAGGCUCCUCUGAAGCAAUAUUAUGCUUAGUAUUGCCAUGUUGUCAUAGUAGCUAGGACAGGUAGAGACUAAAGUUAAAAUAGUGCUUCAUAUUUUGCUUUAUAUUUGUUUAUACUUGCUUUAUAAUUGCUUAUAUCGAGCUACAGUAUUCUAUAAUUCUAACACCAACUCACACUGAGCGCUUACAGGUCCAGUGGCUCAUGACACACAAACAGUUCACAGAAGUUCAUAGGGAGCUGAUUUAAGGGAAAAAAGACAGUUUUUUCUUUUAAGUGAAUACCUUCUGAUACUUGCCAAAUCUGACAAAAUACAAACAAAUAUAAAAUAUGAACAAAAAUGGUAGACUUUUCUCAAACUGAAAAAAUCUAUAAUAUGGCUAGAUGCAGUGGUAAACACCUUUACUUCCAGCACUCAGGAAGCAAAAUCAGACAGAUCAGAUCUCUCUGAGUUUAAAGCCAGCCUCUACAUAGUAGCCCCAAGAUAGCCAGAGCUACAUAGUAAGACCCUUUGUCAAAAAUAAAAAUACAUCUACAAUGUACUUACAAGGUGGUCAAA
Molecule: messenger RNA, 2984 nt
Organism: Mus caroli (Ryukyu mouse)
Lineage: Eukaryota; Metazoa; Chordata; Mammalia; Rodentia; Muridae
Gene: CUNH5orf63
Product: chromosome unknown C5orf63 homolog
Source: RefSeq, a predicted model, not a curated record